Messenger RNA from Penicillium odoratum, 1497 nucleotides. Its product is annotated as acyltransferase family protein. The coding region runs from base 1 to 1497 and encodes 498 amino acids. Gene Ontology annotation, biological process: polysaccharide biosynthetic process. The transcript has 2 exons. NCBI's taxonomy places the organism in Eukaryota, Fungi, Ascomycota, Eurotiomycetes, Eurotiales, Aspergillaceae. The record is from RefSeq and is a predicted model, not a curated record. Gene Ontology annotation, cellular component: membrane. Gene Ontology annotation, molecular function: acyltransferase activity, transferring groups other than amino-acyl groups.
AUGCCGUUAUUUCAUUCAAAAUACCAAUACACUCGUUUAAGAGACAAUAUCGCCUCAUCCCUAUGGAAUCCAGGCGAUUCCUCCACAAAAGGCGAUCCACGAAAAAGUGUCAAAUGGAUUGAUGGUUUACGAGGAAUCGCCUCUUUCCUGGUAGUUCUAACCCAUUUAGCUCGCGCAUGGGACUACAAACUCUUCUCCCCAAGGGAUACAGCAGAUACACCACCCCGACUCCUUCAACAACCCAUUUUCCGAAUUCCCUGGCAAGGCCGAAUAGGCGUCACGAUCUUUGCCUUCUUGACCGGUUACGUCUGCGCCUUGAAACCACUCAAACAAUCACGGUCUGGAGAUAAAGGCGCUGCAUUAUUCACGGUUGGGAAGAGUGCAUUUAGACGGCCUCCGCGUCUUAUCUUUCCCGCUACUAUUGCGUUGGUGAUCUCGUGGAUUGUUGCGCAGUUUGGUGGGUUUGUUGUUGCGAAUCGGUCGGAUUGCUGGUGGUGUCGGUAUGCGUCGCCGGAAUUGGAGGAUUCAUUUUGGAAAGAGCUUUUGAGAUUGGGAGGGAACUUCUUGUCGACGUGGACGACGGGUGUUAUGGCUUAUGAUGAUCAUCAGUGGGCUCUUUUGCCGUUGCUUAAGGCUUCAAUGCUGAUUUAUAUAUUGAUUGUUGCGACAAUUUUUGUGCGCUGUCGUUGGAGGAUGAUGAUUUAUGUUGGGAUGAUGCUUUAUUUUCAUCAGGAUGCGGCGAAGAACACUGGUGAGUGCUCAUUCAAACGUUCAAACUUGCGAGGGCGAAUGUGGAAGCUGACGAAAAUCGGUUAUAUAGAAACCUUCCAAAUGCAGGCUGUAUAUGGUAUGCUUCUUAGCGAUCUCUCCUAUAACACAACUCUCAAAAACUGGGUACAAACACAUCGCUACAUUCGCAAACUUAUCACUUUUCCUCUCGCGAUCUUGGGGCUCUUGAUUGCCUCAUACCCAGGCGAACAUCCGGAAUGGGCAACCUGGUCGAACGUCAUGCUCAACGCAGCAACAUACAUCUUCCCUCCUGAUGUCAAUAUCGGCAAACGCUACACAGCCAUUGGAAUCGAUAUGAUCAUCCUGGCAAUAUACCUUUCCCCAUCUACAAAAGACUUCCUGGCAAACCGCGUCCUACUCUGGCUGGGCAAGCAGAGUUUCGCCGUAUACCUCAUCCACGGAACGAUGUUGCGCGUUGUGCUUUGUUGGAUGUUAUAUGGUAUUACUGGACAGCCAUGGAAGGGCCCUGAGCCCGGCACGGAUGAUGUUAGGGAUGACUGGUUACCGUUAAGGUCGCCGUGGGUGGUUGGUGUUAGUAUUCCCGUUUGGAUUGGACUUGUUUAUGCUUGUGCGGCAGCUUGGACGGCGUAUGUGGAUACUUUUUGCGCGAAGAUGACAGCCAAGUUGGAAAAGGCUGUUUUUGUGGAAGAGAGUGAGAAGGAGAGUUUGCCUUUGUCUGCGACUUCCAUUCCCAUGCAAACCGCAUGA